Propithecus coquereli (Coquerel's sifaka) is the source of this 1228-nucleotide messenger RNA. RefSeq lists its product as uncharacterized. Lineage: Eukaryota; Metazoa; Chordata; Mammalia; Primates; Indriidae. The transcript has 2 exons. Gene Ontology annotation, molecular function: protein binding. The record is from RefSeq and is a predicted model, not a curated record. The coding region runs from base 260 to 1228 and encodes 322 amino acids. Gene Ontology annotation, biological process: signal transduction.
CUUCCUUCCGGGAAAGGAAACCAGUUUAGAUCCUCUCCAGUUCCUGACUUUUGUGAGACCCUUCUCCAACAAGUUCCAUGAUUUAGAGCCCCCCAAUCCCCGUCCGUGGAUAUUGGGAGCCCCUGUGUGCUGGGAGUACGCUCCUCCGCUUCCGUCCCAGUCCCGGAAUGUUCGACGUCGCCCCCGGCCACAAUCCGCGGCCACAAUCCGCGGGUGUUAGGAGCCCCUCCCCCACCGCGGGCGUUCUUCCCGCCCGGCCAUGGCAGCGCGGGCUCUGGCGGGCGCCUUGGUCCUGGCGCUGUGGGGCUGGACGCUGGGGCCGGCUGGGGCUGUGGAUGCCAUGGGCCCCCACGCAGCCGUCCGUCUGGCGGAGCUGCUGACCCCGGAGGAGUGCGGCCACUUCCGGUCGCUCCUGGAGGUGCACCCGCCUGACGUCGAGGCCGAGCUGGCCCGGCUUUCUGAGGACCAGCUGGCGCGGCCCGGGCCGCUGCCGACCACCUCGGGGUCGUCUGGCCGGCUGUGGAGGCGGCGGCGGCGGCGGGAGGCGGCCGAGGACCCGGCGGAGGACACGGUGGGCAGGUCGCCCGAGCCCGGGGAGGUCUCCGACGGCUGCCGGGAGGCGUUGGCGGCCUGGCUGGCUGCCCAGGCCACGUCCCUGUCUUGGGACCGCGUGGCCCGGGCCUUGCGGCGUAGCGGACGCCCGGACGUGGCCAGGGAGCUGGGCAAGAACCUUCACCAGCAGGCGACGCUGCAGCUGCGCAAGUUCGGGCAGCGCUACCUGCCGCCGCCAGGCGCCGCCGCUCCGGGCGCGGCCCCCGCCCCGGCCCAGCGCCCCCGGCGCGCCUCGGACCCCACGCCGAACUGGGACGCGUUGGAGCUGAUCGUGGAGCGCCUGCCCCAGCCCCCGUACGAGCGGAGCCCCACGGGCUGGGCCGGGCCGCUGGCGCUCGGCCUCCUCACCGGCUUCGUGGGGGCGCUGGGCACCGGGGCGCUGCUCAUCCUGGCCACGCUGUGGAUCACGGGCGGCGACGGCGACCCGCCCGCCACUCCCCGGCUCGGGCCCGCCGAGGCGCAGGGCUGCUGGGAAACGAAGCCGCUUUUGACUAAACAGCAGCUCACGUCCCCGGGGGCCUGGGCUGCAGGUGGGCCAGAUCCUCCCUCGCCUCAUGCCCUCCACUGUGAAAUGGGAGCACGGUCCUGGUGGAGUGCUGCUUUGGACGGAUUAUAA